Ostreobium quekettii is the source of this 675-nucleotide messenger RNA. The record is from the annotation of a GenBank genome assembly. Lineage: Eukaryota; Viridiplantae; Chlorophyta; Ulvophyceae; Bryopsidales; Ostreobiaceae.
AUGUCCUGGUCCAACAAGGUUCUCCACGACAAAUUUUUCAAACAGGCAAAGAAAGCCGGAUAUGUGUCUCGAGCAGCAUUCAAGCUGAAGGAAAUUCAGGACAAGCACAAAAUUAUCAGCCCCGGUGGAUUUGUGCUUGAUUUAGGAUGUGCACCUGGGGCCUGGCUUCAGGUCGCCUGCCAGGAGCUUGGCCCCAGAAAACGGGGUGGACUUGUGUUGGGGGUUGACAUACAGGAUGUGAAGAUUCCACAGAAGUUCUGUGAUGACCGAGUUCGAGUUUUGCAGGGAGAUGCACGUGACCUGACACCCCAAAUGCUGAGAGAGCAUGGCCCUCAGGGUUUUGAUGCCGUUCUGUCUGAUAUGCUUCCCCCUACAACAGGCCAUGCAGAGAUUGAUGUGGAGAGGUCCGCAGAAUUGGCCUCGGUUGCAUUGCACAUAGCUGUGGGAUAUUUGUUUGACAAAUUUGAGGAGGAACGGCCCCCAACAGACGAAAGUGGUGUUCUAAAGGCCAAGGGAAGCCUGGUGAUGAAGAUUUUCGAGGGUUCGGGUACUGGAGAGAUUGUCGCUGAUGCCAGGAAGUACUUUGAAAAAAUCAGCCGCGUGCGACCACAGGCAACUAGAAAGACUUCAAGGGAGUUCUACCUGGUGUGCAAGUCGCGGAAACCUGCAGGCUAG